AUCACCUUGUAUGAGCAGCUUAGCAUCCCUUCACAGAGGUUCAGCCAUUCCAUGCUGUCGCAUAAUCCGAGUAAUAACGCUGCCGGUUUGGUAUCUCCAUCGAGCCAGGGUGAUGGGAACGACAGGGGUAUGUUUUUUGCUCGUCAACUACAUCCUAUGCACCCAUCUGACAUGCAAUACAGCCAGUAUUCCGAAUUAAGCACUCCACUGGCACAAGUUGAGCAACGAAAGAAAGUGGAUGAAGAUGACUAUAUGGUUCCUGUUUUCAUCCAGCCUGUACCUGCAAAAAUCGAUAGAUAUAGCAACCGAAUACGCCAGCAGAAGUUUUCACCCUCCGAUCCUCCUCAUCCUUCGUCGAAGUUCCAAAAUGCCAAAGGAACAGGCAUGUUUGAGCACAGUGGAAGCAAGAAGGGAGAAAAUUCAAAUGAGUCUAUGGCUUGCCAGAAGCAAACCGUUUUGUCUGUUAGUCAUGAUCCAGAAACUAGAUUAAGGACUGAUGAUAGUGGACAGCAAGAGCUCUUUGCUGAUUCACGACUUUACAGUGAUGGUCAGAAUAGUGCUGCUAUGGGGGAUAACAUGGCAGCUGCAGCGAAAAUAAAUUCAUCUGAUUCAGAGGAAGCUUCACUAUUGGGAGAGGAGAAUAUCAUCCAUGAUCUUAGUGAUGACAUGGGAUUUCAUGGAGAUGAGUCUAGUAGGCCUCCGCAAAAAGGGGGCUUGGAGAGGGGCGACAGUGUUUCUGAAUCAUCCAUUUUGAAUACUGAAUCUGCGCUGGAUAUAACACCAGACGAUAUUGUAGGUAUAUUAGGCCAGAAACAUUUCUGGAAAGCAAGAAGAGCUAUCAUGAAUCAGCAAAGAGUUUUUGCAGUUCAAUUAUUUGAGUUGCAUAGAUUGAUAAAGGUUCAGAAAAUGAUUGCUUCAUGGCCAAAUCUUUUGGUCGAGGACUCGGGGUUUGUCAACAAGCCUACAACACCAAUACUCGGGAAGAAACAGCCUCUGGAUUGGAAUGAAAAAGGCAACUCAGAUAAUCCACGUCACAAGAAAGAACGCUCUGCUGAAAACAGUCUUGAGAAAGUGCCCUUUUCUGCAGCUCAAAACGAGGUUACACCUUCAAGCUUCAGGCCGUCUGCAGACAGUGCUCGAUCACCGCCUGCCAUCACAAGGAACGACCCUAACAAUGCCCGAACCACUCUUGUCAAUCAUGCAGAAGGGCACCAGUGGUUGAUUCCUGUGAUGUCUCCUUCAGAAGCACUGGUGUACAAGCCGUAUCCAGCACCCGGAUUUCCUGGCCAAGGUUGUGCCUCGGGGCCAAAUCCAGUGCCAGGUGGCUUCCUGCCUCCGGCAUUUGGACUCCCUACUGCAAUGCCCCAAUAUCCUUUUCCUUCGUUGCAUCCGUACUUCCCUUAUGGCAAGCCGAUGAUGAGUCCCCACUCCGUCGCUGCCAUGCCUACUGAGAAUAACGGGAAUGGGCUGGACCGGCAUCCAUCUGAGGAGAUCGAAGAAGUGCAAUGGAGCAGUUCUAGCAGCCCAAGUGAGAGACAGCCUAGUAGCAGUGUGGAGGGAGCAAACAUUCUCCCAGUCCCCCCUACGCAGUCUUGUCCUUGGGUUCGCACCCCUCGGGUGAUCAAGGUUGUGCCGCGCAAUGGUGUAUCGGCGUCUGAAUCUGCUGCAAGAAUUUUCCGGUCCAUUCAAGAAGAAAGAAUGCAGCAUGAUUCAGCGCAACUCUUUUUCCUUUAAUAAGAUCAAACUUAUUCUUUACUAAUAAUAUUUUUAUUACUUUUUCUUUCUAUCUUUUUUGUAAUUAUUAAAAUUUAUAUCCACCUAAGACCGUAUACUCUUAAUGGGGACAGAGGGAUUACUUUACAAA
Salvia splendens (bonfire salvia) is the source of this 1864-nucleotide messenger RNA. Its product is annotated as protein EARLY FLOWERING 3. Lineage: Eukaryota; Viridiplantae; Streptophyta; Magnoliopsida; Lamiales; Lamiaceae. Gene Ontology annotation, biological process: regulation of photoperiodism, flowering. The transcript is spliced from 4 exons. Bases 52 to 1734 code for a protein of 560 amino acids. The record is from RefSeq and is a predicted model, not a curated record.